GCAAAGAGGUAAACUAAUCUCAUCCUGGUUGCGGGAUACAUAUCUGCGCAAGUGGCCUUAGAAAAAGUAGCAAUGGCGUCACCAUCAUUGCACUCGCUUCCUGGUGGAUUGGCGGUUGCAACUAAUUCAUUGUAUUCCUGCUCCAAUUUCCUACCAACUCCUCCUCAUUCGUCUCCACCGCGCUCCAAUUCUUCUCUCAUCACUCGCUGUCCCAGAAAUUUGUGUGACAGGAAGACAAUGUCAACUUCAGCUCAAGCUUCCUCAUCGCUUCCACCUCUCCCCGAAGAUCGCAUCGUUCUAGGUUGCGGAGCAGUGUCGGUGGACUUCUUGGCUGCAGUGGCCUCUUACCCUAGUCCGGACGACAAGACUCGUAGCACCAGCGCUAAGCUGCAAGGAGGGGGAAAUGCAGGGAAUUCUUUGACUUGUGCUGCUCGAUUGGGACUGAAGCCGCGGCUGAUAUCCAAGGUUGCUGAUGACCCCCAAGGAAAAGGGCUAAUAGAGGAACUAGAAGCUGAUGGCGUUGACACGUCCUUUCUUGUGGUAUCAGAAGGAGGCAAUUCUCCAUUCACUUAUAUUAUUGUUGACAACCAAGCGAAAACUCGCACUUGCAUUCAUACUCCAGGAUACCCGCCCAUGAUACCUGAUGAUCUUUCAACUUCUAACUUGUUAGCUGCUAUUAGUGGAGCAAGGCUUGUAUAUUUUGAUGGAAGAUUACACGAAACUGCUUUGCUUGUUGCACAGGAGGCAAAUCGCAGGGCAAUUCCUAUCUUAAUUGAUGCAGAAAGGAAGAGGGAGGGAUUAGAUGAUCUCUUAAGUUUGUCUAGUUACGUUGUAUGCUCAGCAAAAUUUCCACAGGAGUGGACUGAGGCGCCAUCUAUCCCAAGUGCCCUUGUUUCUUUUCUUUUGAUGUUGACUCAUGUCAAAUUUGUCAUUGUGACAUUAGGCAAAGAGGGAUGUAUAAUGCUGGAGAGGGGCAUGACUGAAAAUGCCCAGUCUGAAGAAACAGAUAUAGAUGAUUUAUGCGAUAUACUGAAGAAGAAAAAAGAUAGUAAUAGAAACUCGCCAACAUGUAUAUCCUCGGGUGUGAAGAAGUUAUGUGCGAAGGGGAUUGGGACUGUGACUGGAACACUAUUUGUUGGAACAGCUGAGAAUAUACCUCCUGGAGAACUUGUUGAUACAACUGGUGCUGGAGAUUCAUUUAUUGGAGCUACACUUUAUGCCAUUUGUGCCAACAUGCCACCAGAAAUAAUGUUACCCUUUGCAGCUCAAGUGGCAGCUAUUAAGUGUAGAGCAUUGGGCGCUAGGACUGGAAUUCCUUAUCGUACAGAUCCUCGUUUGGCGUCUUUUUUAGUUGCUGGAUCCCAAGAGGUGGCCGCAGUAUAGGAGUAUUGUUUAACAAAAGCAUAUCAUCGGGCCGUCGUCUUGGGUUUUUCAUUCUCGUGUUUUUUGCAGUGUUUUGGUGGACGGAUCUCGUCCUUUUGAUGUUAGAAUACUUGCAAUGAUAUGGCAUCCUUUGGAAGGAUGGGCAAAAUAUAUUGAGAAUUACGUGGAUUUUUUUUUACUAUUACAGAUCUGGUACUUGUUUAUUGCA
Messenger RNA from Coffea eugenioides, 1591 nucleotides. Its product is annotated as ribokinase-like. Lineage: Eukaryota; Viridiplantae; Streptophyta; Magnoliopsida; Gentianales; Rubiaceae. The record is from RefSeq and is a predicted model, not a curated record. The transcript is spliced from 13 exons. Gene Ontology annotation, molecular function: kinase activity. The coding region runs from base 73 to 1383 and encodes 436 amino acids.